Drosophila melanogaster (fruit fly) is the source of this 7845-nucleotide messenger RNA. It is a transcript of the gene Lrrk, whose product is annotated as Leucine-rich repeat kinase. NCBI's taxonomy places the organism in Eukaryota, Metazoa, Arthropoda, Insecta, Diptera, Drosophilidae. The transcript has 12 exons. The coding region runs from base 159 to 7700 and encodes 2513 amino acids. Gene Ontology annotation, biological process: small GTPase-mediated signal transduction; signal transduction; regulation of signal transduction. The record is from RefSeq and is marked reviewed. Gene Ontology annotation, cellular component: cytoplasm; cytosol. Gene Ontology annotation, molecular function: protein kinase activity; protein serine kinase activity; nucleotide binding.
GACAAAAAGGUAAACAAAGUGAAAAUUUCGCAAAAUGUGCAAAAUAAUUAAGUAAGGGUCAGUAAAAGGUGCUACUGGUUAAUCGGACCAUAACAACUACCCAUUUAACACAUACCAUGCAUGACUUGGAUAUCUCGUGAAGUACACAAACCAAAACAAUGAGCGACUCCGACGAAGCAAGGGCACAGGGUGACAUUGGUGCAAUGGAAGUGGGCGCGCAAAAACUUUUUUCAAACAGCCACCCCCCACAGAAGCAACUGGUGCAACCACUGGACCAUCCGACACCCACGAAGAGACAAAUCAAAACAAAUGCCACGCACUCACCCAAUGCCACAUUCUUGAACAAGUGCAACAGUUGCCGCGCUUCUUGGGCUCCGACUUGCGCAGUGCGACAUAAAACGGCCUGGAUCAAUGACCACAAAAACGUGGCCAUCGAUUUUCCGCAGUUCAAUGCCCGCGAGGAAGUGCGUCAGAUCAAGCACGGGGAGCUGCGAACGGCAGUGAUCUCUGGCGAUGAGCGGACUGUGCGGGUGCUGCUGGCAGCUCUUGGAACUGAGCGUCAGAUUAUAGUCAAUAUGGCUCCUUCAGGAGCAAACACCCUUCUAUUCCUAGCCUGCCAGUCUGGUUACGAGAGCAUUACACAGCGAUUGCUGGAUGCUGGAGCGGAUGGUCGCUCCCAUGCCGUGACCAAGUACUCACCCUUGUACGCCGCCGUCCAUAGCGGUCACUUGGGCAUUGCCCGACUGAUGCUAGACCAUUUUCCAGAACUGAUCCAGCAGCCGACUGUAGAGCGCUGGCUGCCGCUGCACGCCGCCUGCAUCAAUGGACACAUCAAGCUGCUGGAACUCCUUAUCAGCUACAGUUAUCCCGACUACCUCUACCAGACAUAUCGCGACGAGGAGGGCCAGUGGGAAUGGCGGCUCCCCUUCGACGCUAACGCUCAUGAUGUGACGGGUCAGACGAGUCUGUAUAUUGCCAGCAUCCUAGGAAACAAGCAGCUGGUUGGUGUGCUUCUAAAGUGGCAGCUCCAUUGCCGGCGUACGUUGGGCGAUUCCGCCAGCUCGGUGAGCACUCCUAUUACGCCCACCAGGAAACGUAUUUCAUUUGGCAUUCAGGCUAUCAUGUCCAAACUGCACAUAUCUGGAGAGUCAGAAGGACCCGACGACCUAGCUUCACAAGAGUCAACCGAGUGCCAACGGUGUCCCAUUAACGUGAAUCUGCUAUGUGGAGCGGCGAGAGAAACAGCUCUGCUUGCGGCCGUUCGAGGCGGCCACCUAGACGUGGUGCAGUCUCUGCUACAGCACGGCGCAAAUCCGAAUAUUGUAGCCAAGCCAGUUGAGGAUCACAACGACCCGAAAUGUUGCGAGGAAAUAUAUGGGCUCAGUAAUGUCCCCAUUGCAGAGGCCUGCAAGCAAAGGUCGCUGGCUAUGUUGGAUCUCUUGCUUAAGCAUGGAGCCCGCGACGAUAAUGGCACGGCCAUUGGAAUGGCUAUUACAUGCGGCGACGAGGCCAUCCUGAGUCGUCUUUUGGCCCGACGAGUCCAUCCGGACUCAGACUACAAGAUCAACAAGAAGGGUCUUCCCACACCAGUGGAGGUGAACGUGUUUUUGCCGUCCACCAGCAACAUAUCUUACAGUGCUAUGUUCCCCAACAAUCCAACCAUUAUUGACUGGCACAGCAUGGGCUCCAGUGUCCAGUUGUCUGUUGUAAGGGUUCCCUGGAUGGUCAGCGGUGUGUUGCUGCUGAAUCCUAAGCUACAGUCGCAUCCGCGACUUAAUGAGGUUGCUCUGACAGCUAUCACGCGAAUAGAUUUCUCGCACAACGUUCUCACGUCAAUUCCACAGGAGCUUUUCCAUUUGGUUAGCCUAAGGUAUUUAAAUGUGGCGCAAAACAAGAUAACCGAUCUACCUGCACCAAUAGGCCAGACAUAUGGGUGUCCGGUACUGGAUGAACUCUUUCUACAAGACAACCAGUUAACUACGCUGCCAGCCGCCAUCUUUCACCUGCCCGCCCUAUCUAUAUUGGAUGUUUCAAAUAACAAACUGCAACAGCUUCCCUUCGACCUGUGGCGUGCACCCAAGUUGCGCGAACUUAAUGUGGCCUUCAACCUAUUGCGGGAUCUUCCUGUGCCGCCAAUGCAAACUAGCAGUUCGCUGCUGAGCCUAGACAAAUUGAAUCUGCAAUCUUUUGAGGAGCCGCCAUCAAACAAACCGCGAAAUGUGACUCAGCAACGUCUCACCCAUCGCAAUCUAUGGUCGGCUACUUUGGACAUAACCGAUAAUGACAUGAAGUGGCAGCAUGAACAAGAUUUAGGCGAUGGAAAGACAGCUGGUGUGGGCUCCUCCCAGCUAAGUAGCUUAAAUAUAGCAAAUAACCUCUUCACCAGUAUCCCCGCUGCUUUGCCCUGUCUGGCUGUAAACCUAACACGGCUGAAUAUGUCAUACAACAGUCUGCGUUCUAUGGGACAUGUAACCAGUUACCCGGCAACACUUAAGCAGUUGGAUCUAAGUCACAACGAGAUAUCCUGCUGGCCAAGUUUACCGCGAAUUACUGAAUCGGAUCCGCAUCUACUGUGCUACAGUUGUGUCCAGCUACCAGAGGGUCGAGAUGACGACUACAAGACGGCCUCCUCAAAGGGCAGUAGCUCGUCUGCCACAUCGUUUCGCGCUUCGGUGUUAAAAAGUGUUUGUCGGCACAGGCGUCAUCUGCGCCUGGAGGCUCUACGCACAUUGAUCUUGGCUGACAAUCUGCUUACGCGCAUCCAACUAUCAACUGAUGACGCCACAACCCUUUUCAAUGAAAGUGAGGACGCCGAUUGGAGUGUGGUAGGCGUGAACCGGUCUAAGGUGAUAUUUCCCAACCUGUCUAUGCUGGAUAUGACCAACAAUUGCCUGAAGGAGAUUCCCGCCUCGUUGCACGAACUGAGCAGUCUGUCAGUGCUGAAUAUUAGUGGCAACGUCAACAUCACGGAACUGCCGCCGCACUUGGGACUGCUGUCGAGACUUUGGAAUCUUAAUACGCGCGGUUGCCUACUGCAGGAGCCACUGCGCUCUAUGAUCGAGAGCAAGAAGCACAAGACGAUGGACAUUGUUGGAUAUCUUAAAUCUAUUUACGAAGAUGCUCAGCCCUACGCACGGAUGAAACUGAUGGUGGUUGGUGUGGCUGGAAUUGGCAAGAGCACUCUGCUGGACUUACUGCGCCAGGGGGCGGGCUCAGGGUCCAGCUCCAGCUCUCAUCGAUCGCGCGCCAGCGAAAAUCAUUGGGCCAAGCGAAUGGGACACGCACGCAGCACAUCUCGAUCUCAUCGCCAUUCGUCGGCUUCUAGCGCAAACAUUUCUACAGUAGGAGUGGACAUUGGAACAUGGAUAUGUGAGAAACGAAAGCGAGCACCCGGCUCCCACGGCCCAGUGGUGUUUCGUACUUGGGAUUUUGGUGGUCAGAAGGAGUACUACGCCACACAUCAGUACUUUUUGUCCAAACGGAGUCUGUAUUUGGUGCUCUGGCGCAUUAGCGACGGUCACAAGGGUCUGGCGGAGUUGCUGCAGUGGCUUGGCAACAUUCAAGCGAGGGCUCCCAACUCCCCCGUAAUCAUUGUGGGCACACACUUUGAUGCCGUUGGUGAAUCCAUCUCGCCCCAAAAGGCAGAGCAACUGCAGCAAUUGAUUCGGGAGAAGUUUAUCGCCAUUCCCGAUGCGGAAAAAAUUGGGCUGCCACGGGUGAUUGAUUCCAUCGAAAUAAGUUGCCGGACCCUACACAAUAUCCACUUAUUGGCCAACAUUAUUUACGACACCGCCAUGCAACUGCGAUCCCCUGGUUCCAAGGAGCCCAUGCUACUGCAAAAGAUCCCCGCCAGCUACAUUGCCUUGGAGGAUAUUGUGAAUGUGAUUGCAUGCAAUCUGCGCGCUGCUGGGCGAGAUCCCGUCCUGGAUGGUGAACAAUAUAAGCGCUUGGUCACCGAACAGAUGAGAUUGCACAACUACAAGAGCUUCCGGGAUGCCGCUGAGCUGCAGCAGGCCACUACAUGGUGCCACGAAAAUGGAGUUUUAUUGCACUAUGAUGAUGCUACGCUAAGGGACUACUACUUUCUCGAUCCACAGUGGCUUUGCGACAUGCUGGCCCAUGUGGUCACCGUGCGGGAGAUCAACCCCUUUGCUCCUACGGGCGUGAUGAAGCUGGAUGAUCUCCAGAUGUUGUUCCGAAGUGUGCAGGUUCAAGGAAAUGGAAACAGAAGCUACAUUGUCAGUCUACUUAACAAGUUUGAGGUUGCUUUAACGUGGGAUUCGAGAACUCUACUCAUACCCUCCUUACUGCCUUCGCAGGAGGCAGCUACACCCAAUUCAGGAAGCACGGUUAAGCUAUCGCAACGAUCUCGCGGCCGUAGUUUGGGUUGCUCUGUAUCGCAAGAAGUAAAUCUAAAUAAUUUGAUAUACGAACAGAGGUCAGCUCCUUCUUCAUCAUCUUCCUCUGCAUCGGUUAGCCAAGGCUUGCGGCGCAUCCUAUUGAUGACUUAUUUCCCGUCCGGGUUUUGGUCAAGAUUAAUCACCCGGAUUUUAGCUGAUGAACAAAUAAUCGAAGCAAUUCGUGGCGUUUAUAUGGCUUCACAAGAUUACGCGGACUUUGAUCUACGCACAUCGUUGGAGCAGGACACCCAAUGGAAUCUUUGGCAGACAGGCUUAGCACUGUACUAUGGACCUAUCUUAAUAUUCAAGAUCUGGGAAGUACCCUUUCAGAAGACAGAGCGAACGCAACCUUUCCGCACUGAUGGCAACCGAUUUAAGCUGAAACAAGAUGGUAUCUGGAGCGAUGUAAAUCUCAGCUCCUCUAGCAUUUUGGAAGUUUACUUUCCACUCUAUGAAGUGAACAUAUCGCAAGAAGUGGAUGACAAUGAACGUCAAUUGCUGGCCGAGAUUCGUCCGCACAUGUCUCAGGUGGCCAAGCUUUUGGCCCUAACAGUGGAUCAUAUUGACUUGCUUUUGGAGGAUUGGUAUCCUUCAUUGGGAACGCGGUUUGUGCACACUUCCGAGGGUCGAUUCCUAAUCACUCGAUUGGUGUUGUGUCCGCGAUGUCUUUGGAAGUUGCAGCUGCAGCAGAACAACGAACCGUCUGAUCGGGAAGUGCCUCCAGUGGGUUGCAAUCGACCAAGUCGAAGUAGUAGGCGUGGAGCGGGAGCAUACUUUCUCCACGGUGUAGGUGAUCCCGGAGAGGAUGGUGCUUUAAACGUGUUCUCGGCCUAUUUAAACGCCACAGCAAGGAGAGAACGCCGAUCGGAGGAUUCUUUGGGUGCUGGAUCCGACGCGGACUCGGGCGUGGGUCCCGACUCAGCCGGUUCUUCGCGCAACACUUCAGUUGAUGGUCAUCCCGGAUAUCACUUGCCUGAUAACUCAAAUGUGUGUUAUGCUUGGAUGAUUGAGGAGUGCAUUUUGUCCGUUUAUAAUCAAAGCAAGAUUAGUUGCCCUGUUCAUCUUGAACAGUCUAUGGCUCAGCUUGCGCCAGACGUAAUCUUUGCCGAUAUUCCUGAUAAGCACACUAUUCCAAGCGAGUGCAUCAUCAAGGGAUCGUUGCUUGGUCGAGGUGCUUUUGGGUUCGUUUUUAAAGCAAAUUGCAAGGUAAGGGGCGCCAGAUCCUUUAAGCCGGUGGCAAUGAAAAUGCUUCAGCCAGUGCCUCCCGGAGCUCGUGCAAAAGAGAGCGCUUUGAUGGCUUUCAAGGUAGCUGUAGGCAAAUGGGACCGGGAUCCACUGCAGCACUCUUGCAAGGCCUACUGCACUGCGCGUCAGGAAUUGGCAGUACUUCUAACUCUCAAGCAUCCAAACAUUGUACCCUUGGUCGGGAUCUGCAUUAAACCAUUAGCUCUGGUUCUGGAACUAGCUCCUCUAGGCGGUUUGGACGCUUUGCUCCGGCAUUACCGACGCAGCGGAGCCCACAUGGGACCGCAUACUUUCCAGACCCUUGUCCUGCAGGCGGCUCGAGCAAUCGAGUAUUUGCAUCGCAGAAGAAUCAUCUACCGCGAUCUAAAGUCUGAAAAUGUCUUGGUUUGGGAGCUUCCACAACCACACACGGAAGACAGUCCCCGCAACCUUGUGCACAUAAAGAUUGCCGACUACGGAAUUAGCCGGCAAACUGCUCCAAGUGGAGCUAAAGGAUUUGGUGGCACCGAGGGUUUUAUGGCUCCGGAGAUCAUACGCUACAAUGGUGAGGAGGAAUAUACUGAAAAGGUGGACUGCUUCUCAUUUGGAAUGUUCAUAUAUGAGAAUAUCAGUUUACGACAACCUUUCGAAGGCCACGAGUCUAUUAAAGAGUGCAUCUUGGAGGGUAGUCGCCCGGCUUUGACUCAAAGGGAAACCCAGUUUCCCACCUGCUGUUUGGAUCUUAUGGUCUUGUGUUGGCACGAACAGCCUCGUCGCAGACCGACGGCAAGUCAGAUUGUUUCCAUACUAAGUGCACCGGAGUGCAUCCACCUCCUGGAUGUCGUUGCCAUGCCGCAUAGCGAGAAGAUUGUCUGUGGGGUUUUUCAGUCGCUUGUUGGUAUGGGCGAUGAUGAACGAUGUGGUCUUGAACUGUGGCUACCCUCCUUCGGCUCUCGCAUUGACAUUCUAGACUGCUCACCCUCGGGCAGCCUACUGCAGUGCAACAGCAUCAGUUGUUCUCCGCAGCCACAGGUUGCUCCGCCCAAGACACCCGAAAACGGUGCAAAUUCACGUGCCCGCUCUGCCCAACGUUUGCCCAAGAUGAACAUGUUGUGCUGCUGCCUGGUGGGUGAAGCCAUCUGGAUGGGCGACGUUUCCGGCAAUCUGCACGCCUAUAGCACAUCCACCUAUGCCCACCUGUUUUCCUACAUGCUCGAUCCCAACAUUAAGUCAGCUGUGAUCAGUCUAGUCUACAUGGAGAAAAUAGCUCGCGUGGCUGUCGGAACGCAUAACGGUCGGGUGUUCCUUGUUGACGCCACGCAGAUGCCCAGCAAUUGCGCAUUUGCCGAGGGCUCUUUUGUGCUUACAGAGAUCUGUUCUGGUUUUGUGUUGCACGCCGCUUGUUCCGUUGUUGUGGAUGGAAUCUAUGAAUUGUGGUGCGGCGAAAUUGCAGGAAAGAUAAAUGUUUUUCCGUUGAACGAGAAUGGAGUUUCCGGACAUCAGGCUUUAUGCCACAGCGAGGAACCCAAUCUCAUCGAGGACGUCAAGGUGGCUCGAAUGUGCAGUAAUGAAAGCCAUGUGUUCAGUUGUCUAUAUCCCGGUUGUAUGGUGUACCAGUGGGAUGUUAUCUCCAAGCGGAUAGAAAAUAAGCUGGACUGCUCAAAGCUGCUGCCCUGCUCCGAGUCUCUGCAAAGUAUUGCGAUUGAUGAGCAUGUGAACCUUAUAAAAUGCCAGAUUUCGGCACUGGCGGCUCACAAUUCAGAACUGUAUAUUGGGACGACCUGGGGCUGCUUAAUUGUGGCCGAACUGCACACCCUGCGCCCCAUUAGUGUUUUCCGACCCUAUGAAAAUGAGAUCAAAUCUAUAAUAACCCUUUCUAAAGACAAUGUUCCGCUGAUCGCCACGAUCGGAAGACGAUAUCGCUCUCUGAUCUCUCGAUAUGUGGACUCCGCAGAGUCAUCCACCAAGAGCUCUGCCGUCAGCACACCCACCCAUGGUGCAGCCAAAUCCGUGCCACCGGCGGAUGUGGAUAAUCACAUUCAUUGCCUGCUGUGGCGCGCCAAGCACUGGACCUAAAUUCGAUCUCAUUCAAAAUAUUUGUUGACGUAUUUAAUAAUCCAAAAAUCCUUACACAAACUUGUUAAGAAGGUGCUAGUUACAUAUGAGGUAUAUUCGCUGAGGAGUAUUUAUUUACUGUCCUAUUUAAUGUAAAAUUUUUGCC